AUGGCUCUACCCUCAGUGUCAAAAGCUAGGACAUUGGGGGUGGCCAUGACAGCAGCUGACAGUCUCACCGGGCAGGAAGAGUCGGGGCGGCGCGGGCGGCCCGGGCGGCCUCGGGCGGCUCAGGCGGCUCGGGCGGCGGCACGGGCGGCUGGGCGGCUCGGUGGCGGCUCACGGGCGGCUGGACGGCGCGCAGGGGAGCUCACGGGCGGCUGGGCGGGCGGCCAGGGCGGCUCACGGGCGGCGGCGGUGGCGUCGGCGGCUCACGGGCGACGGCGGCUCACGGGCGGCGGCGGCGGCGUCGGCGGCUCACGGGCGACGGCAGCGGCAGCGGCAUCGCGGCUCACGGGCGGCGUCGGCGGCGUCGGCGGCUCACGGGUGGCGGCGGCGGCGUCGGCUGCUCACUGGCGGCGUCGGCAGCUCACGGGCGGGCUGAAGGCCCACGGGUGGGCGGUUCGCGGGCAGCGCCGGCUCACGGGCAGGCGGCGUGACGGGCGGGCGGCGGGAACGGGCGGCGGCGUCACGGGGGGGGGGGGGGGCGACGGGAAACGGGCGGCGGCGUCACAGGCGGCGGCGUCACGGGCGGCGGUUCACGGGCGGCUGCGUCACGGCGGCGCUCACGGGCGGCGCUAA
Messenger RNA from Closterium sp. NIES-65, 630 nucleotides. NCBI's taxonomy places the organism in Eukaryota, Viridiplantae, Streptophyta, Zygnematophyceae, Desmidiales, Closteriaceae. The record is from the annotation of a GenBank genome assembly.